Messenger RNA from Dictyostelium purpureum, 2808 nucleotides. RefSeq lists its product as uncharacterized. The record is from RefSeq and is a predicted model, not a curated record. Gene Ontology annotation, cellular component: cytoplasm. The transcript has 2 exons. Gene Ontology annotation, molecular function: GTPase activator activity. Lineage: Eukaryota; Evosea; Eumycetozoa; Dictyosteliales; Dictyosteliaceae. Gene Ontology annotation, biological process: small GTPase-mediated signal transduction. Bases 1 to 2808 code for a protein of 935 amino acids.
AUGGAAAAAGAACAUAGAAAGAAAAAAUCAGUUGGAAAUCUAUUUGGGCAUUCCAACAGUUCGCCCAAUCUCAAAUCAUAUUUGAAAGAUGAUGGGCCACAGAAAGAGGGUUUUGCUGAUAUACCAGAGAACGAGGAAAUUUCAAGUAAUCUAUACAAAGUUCAAUCAACACCCACUUCACCACUUUCAUCAACUAAUAAUAUAUCAUUAAAUAGUAGUGGCAAUUCAAUUGGAGGCGGAUCACCAUCACCUUCAUCAUCAUACCAAAACUCACCAAUUAUGAACAGUAAAAAGAAACCAUCUAGAUUAGCACAGGCAUUUAAAAGAGUGAAACACAAUAAUAAAUUAAAAAAAGAGAUUGAGGAGUUGUCAUCAAAGACUGGUCUUAAUCAGCAAUAUACAAGAUCGAAUUUGCCAUUUAAUAUAAUACCAGAUUCUUCAGUGGAUGGUGGUGGUGGUGGUGGGGGUGCCCCAUCGGGUCAUAGUAGACAAAAUAGCAAGGUUUCUAAAAAACAUCAAAGAAAAUCAAGAUUCAUCGAACCAGUAGCUCUAUCGACCGAGGAUUAUUCAGAUAUACCUAGAAUUAUUAAAGUAUCAAUCGAGUUUUUGUUUGAAAAGUGUUUAAGGGUGCCUGGUUUAUUUAGAGAGUCUGCAAAUGCUUUAGAGCUUCAACGUUUGUCUCAAAUUUUCGAAAAGGGUGAGGAUAUUGAUUUGUCAAAUUAUAAUGACCCACAUUGUAUAGGUGGUUUAUUAAAGUUGUAUUUUAGAGAAAGACCAUCACCAAUAUUUCCAUAUGAUUUGCAUAAAACAAUUUAUAAUGUUUUAAAUGAAGAGGAUUCAUCAAAUAAAAUCAGAAUGUUAUUAGAGAAUGGUUUAUCAAAAGGUCAAUAUUUAAUAUUAAGAUAUUUAUUUGAACUAUUAAAUUCGGUACAUAAUAACAGUGAACAUAAUAGAAUGAAUUAUCAAAAUCUUGCAAUUUGCUUUGCACCUUCAUUAAUUCAAUCAUUCGAUACUUCGUGUAUCGAUGUUAUCGAAAGACUAAUCGAUCAAUAUGAAGCAAUAUUCUCAGUAGUUGUAGUUGUAGAUAAUGGCAGUAAUGGUGGCAGCAUAGAUUUAUCAUCCUCUCCAACAAUAUUAACCGAGUCAUUAGUGGAUUCAAAUAAAAGUGGUGAUGAUAAUAGUAAUAACUAUCAAGUUGUAUUGGACUCUUCUCAAGUGUUGGAUCAGCUAUAUAGCAGUAAUAGUGGCCAUUUAAGAGCAAGCAACGGUAUAAAGAAAUCGCCAUUACUAGGUUCAAGUAAUCUUAGAAAGAGUGUAAGUCCAAAAUUAAACAAUAGAAAGAGUGUAAACUUUAAUAAAUUAUCAAAUGAGGUUAUACCACCACCAAAUAUGGAUAUUCAAGAUAAUGAUGAGGAGGUCGAAGAAGAUGCCGAAGUAGUAUCAAGACCAAGAAAGAAUUCUACAGCAUUGUAUUUAUCAAGAGUAGGACGUAAUAGACCCAACUCUUGGAAUACUAAUAAAAAACAAGCACCAAAAAAUCAACUUGGAUCAACUCCAACUAAAAGAUUGCACAGUGUUAACUCAAUCGAUUAUAACAAACCAGCUGAACCAUUCGAUAGAUCUGCAAUUAAUAUUAAUAAAGGAUCACUAAAUAAACAAAUGACUAUUAUAAACCCAUCGCCAUCAACACCAGAAAGUGACUGUACUUCAAUAGGCAGUGAUGAAGAUGAAGAAUUAAAGAUUAUUAAACCUCUCAGUAGAUCCCCAAGUGUUAACAAUUUAGUAGAGGAGGUAAACAAGUUAAAUAUGGACAUCGAGUCAACCAAUGUCAAUUGUGGUGGUACAGUAGAUAACAGCACCUAUUAUAGAGGAGAUGAUUCAACUGACACAAACAAUAAUACCACUUCAACUACCACAGCACAGGGCACCCCAGUUCUUGCUACUCAUUAUUCAAAUAUUGAAAAACCAGUAUAUAACUAUAAUAGAUUUUUACAACCUGCAAAUAGAUCAUUAUCAAAUCCAAAUAUUAAAAACUUUUCAGUUCCAGCAAGUUCUACAGCAAUUAGCAAUCAUUCAAAAUAUAAUAAAAGAAGUUUAUUUUCGCCAGUUAGAAAGCAAUCGAUUGUUUCAUCCAAAAAAAAUACAUUUUCUGGUACAGCCUCACCAACAUUUAAUAGUAGCAACAGCGGCAUCAGUGAUAGUGGCACCAAUACUCCUUCACUUUCGACUCAAUCAUCAAAAACUGAUUUAACAUCUUCAGUUAGCAGUAUAAGUAGCAACAUCAGUACAAGCAGCAACAGUAGUACAAGUAGUAAUAUUAGCACAAGUAGUAGUGUAGGCAAAGGUACCACAGGUAAUAGCAUUAGUACAAGCAGUAAUAUUGGAAAAAAUGCUACUACCACUACCACUACCACCACCGUUAGUCAUAAUAAAACGCCAUCUACAUCAUCAGCAUCCUCAAUUUCUUCAGGUGCAGCAACUACAAUAAGUCCAAUUAAAAAAGUUUCACAUCAACACACAAACUCUUUAUCAUCAAUACCACCAUCAAUAGUCGGUGGCAGUGGAAGUGCAGCAUCAUCUUCAACAAACAGUAACAGCAGUUCACCAAACCUUACAUCAUCAACACCCUCACCAGUUAGACCAUCUUUGAACCACACAGUUUCAGCAUCAACAUUAAUAUCCAAAUUUAAUCAGUUUGAAAAUAACAAUAAUCAAUCACCCUCAACUGCGAAUUGGAAAAGUGGAGUCGAAAAAAAUAAACAAGCCCCUGUAAAAAAAUCGGUUUCUAUAUUUGAAAAGAAAUCAUAA